This is a messenger RNA of Xenopus tropicalis (tropical clawed frog), 1072 nucleotides long. It is a transcript of the gene hsd17b6, whose product is annotated as hydroxysteroid (17-beta) dehydrogenase 6. The transcript has 5 exons. The coding region runs from base 76 to 1032 and encodes 318 amino acids. The record is from RefSeq and is marked provisional. Lineage: Eukaryota; Metazoa; Chordata; Amphibia; Anura; Pipidae.
CUUCCUGUGAGCAGCAGUCGCUGCUACAAUAUCUCCAGCUUUGGGUACUAUUAGGAGUGAGAACCUACCACCUUAAUGUGGCUCCCCCUGCUGGUGAUCAUUACUCUAAUGCUUCUCUAUAGAUGGAGCAGACAGAGAAAGAAAAUACAGAAUCUUUCAGAUAAAUAUGUUUUUAUCACGGGAUGUGACUCAGGGUUUGGAAACGUGCUGGCAAAGCAGCUGGACAAACAAGGAAUUCAGGUGCUGGCAACUUGUCUGACUGAGAAAGGGGCAGAAACCCUUAAAUCAGAAACAUCAAGCAGAUUGAGAACAGUGAAUAUGAACGUAACUGACAGCCAGAGUGUGAAAUCUGCAGCAGAAUGGGUCACUGGUAUUGUGGGAGAUGCUGGACUCUGGGGAUUAGUGAAUAAUGCUGGGUAUGGGUUUGUGUUUUCACCCACUGGAUGGCAAACAAAAGAGCAUUUUGUCAAGGUGCUGGAAAUAAACUUGCUGGGUAUGGUCGACGUGACACUGAAUCUGCUGCCUCUCCUUAGAAAAGCCCAGGGGCGCAUUGUCAAUGUGUCAAGUAAUGCGGGGAGACUGGCUUUUAUUGGUGGAGGCUACUGUCUCAGUAAGUUUGGUGUGGAAGCUUUCUCUGACAGUCUAAGAAGGGAGCUGCUGGAUUUUGGAAUAAAGGUUUCGAUAAUAGAGCCAGGUGCUUUCAGAACUGGAAUGGGUGUGUCAGGCCCUCAUCUUCAGUUCCUGGAGCAGCUAUGGAACAACCUUGAUCCUGAGACCAAGAAAAGCUAUGGCGAGAAGUACUAUCAGCAAUAUUUCCAGAAUGUGGCAUGUUUGACCAGCAUGACCAGCCCCAAGUUGCACAAAGUCACUGACUGCAUGGAGCAUGCUCUGACCGCUGUUCACCCCUGGACACGAUACUCUGUUGGCUGGGACUGCAAGCUCUACCAUCUCCCCCUUUCUUAUCUCCCUACAGCUGUCUCUGACUAUGUGUUGUGUCGCUCUGCCCCCAAGCCAGCUCACAGUGCAAAAUAAUCUAUUUGUGAUUCCUCUGAAAUAUAUACGCUAUGCCAUA